AUGGUCUUGAGAAAAUGCAACAUAUGCGACCGGAAAUUCAAGAAGACUGAACAUUACAAACGUCAUGAACGGUCCCAUACAAAGGAGCGUCCGUACGAAUGUACCGUUUGCCACAAAAAGUUCUCUCGUAGUGACGUCCUGAGUCGCCAUGCAAAAGGCCAUGUACAAAAUGCCAACGGCCCCACAAGUAUCAACGCUGCAAAGAAUACAACAGCAACACAAUCAAUCCCUCCGACUACUACUACUGAUGCAACCGACUCUGGGACAGCUAAUAAUCGAGCCCAUGUUCCCGUCUUCCCACCGACGCCGCGGGACGUCCAGAUUACGCCUCCGGGGGGACUCUCGUCUAACCUAGAUUUUCUCGCGGAUAUCUCUGCACACCAAUCGCGUACGGAACCUGAGAUAAAUGCAAUGAUGAUGGACGAACAGCAACAAUCUUACUUUGGCUGGGGUGAUAUCUCUGCCCUUGAUUCCGUGGAGCAGCAACAGCAAGCCCAGCGCCCUAUUACGUUCGAUGCGAUGCCUAGUGAAAUGCUGCAACUGUGGUUGGAACCACGAGCAGAUAGUGUCUCUCAUCAUAGCUCUUCCAUUGAUUUCAUGCGGAAUAUGAAUCUAAUGGGCGAGAAUUUCAUGUCGUCCGGACGGCGCACUAGUCGCUCAAUGGAACCUAACAAGGCCGUCGACGAUAUCCCGAACGAGCGUUUUGCACGAGUUGAACGUAGUUGGGUGGCGCCUACCAAUUUGGUGGGGCGUUUGAUCAACUCCCUUUGGCAUGAUGCUUCAUGUUACGACUCUGAUAAUCUCUUUUCAAUCCCACCUUGGCAGUCCAUGAGCCCGUCAACCGGCAACUAUCCCGGAAGCAGGUUUGGUCUAGACGAAGAAUGCCGAUUGCAGCUUCAACAUGCCUUUGGGUUGUCACCUGCACCCCUUUCGAGUGUCGAUUCUGUAAUUCCCAAUGAUGCCGCUUUGUCUCCCACCGCGUCAACCACAGGUUCGGGAUCAAUACCAAGUUUCCCACCGGCCGAAAUCCUGGAUAUGGCACUUGAUCUAUAUUUUCGACAUUUUCAUCCUUUAGUACCGUUUGUCCAUGUGCCGACUUUUUGUGCGAAAAAGACCAAAUUACCCCUGCUUUUCGUUAUGUGUCAGAUUGGCAUGAUCAUGCUAGGAACCAAGGGUACAACUAGUUUCGUUUCGAAGACUUUUGCCUGCUCGUUGGAAAGGAUAAGCUUGGAGUUAGCUAAAUGCGCCAUCGGGAACGAGACGUCAACUGGUGUUAUUUCUACGUUUGCAGCGGCUUUGCUUAUGCUUAAUUUGGCCGCUAUGACUGGCGAGAAAUCGCACCUACAACAAUCCCAGAUGCUUUAUAUCAAUCUUAUAUCGAUUGCACAACGUCAUGGACUUUUCACUGCCGGUGAGGGUCAGUCGCUAGACAUGUCACUUUUCGAGGCAGUGCCAGAUCUUGAAAUGAGAUGGAAAGCGUGGAGCAGGGUUGAUCUUAUUGUCGGACUUUUACUGCUUGACUCGUGGUUUUCCUCGUUCCUCUCAACAAGUCCGAUCAUAGUGCCAGAUUCAGUUCAGAUUGUGCUUCCAUGCCAUGAAUCACUGUUCGAGGCCAACUGUUCGUCUCGCUGGAUGCAACAUAUUCGUGGCGGCAAACGAAUCAUUACUUCCAUGGUCAAAUCACCAUCUGAAACAACAGCGUUACCUGCCCUCGACGUACCAGUUGACGAAUUUUGUAUGCACGGAGUACUAGCAAUGCUUCAAUUACGCUUAUCGGAGGCAUAUCAUCGCAUUCUCUUCAAGCGACCCAGCUACCCAUUCGCCCCAUGCCACAGCUAUGCCAUGGAUAGUCGAGCGCGAUGCUUGACAUCGUUACAAGUGCAACUGAUGAACACAUACCACGAAUCGCUCUCACACAUGAACCCGAACUGUAUCGUCAUGUGGCAUCACAUGUGCAUGUAUCUAACAGCUGAUAUUCAAAUCUUCGAUCUAGCCGCUGGCCGUAAUGGGGCAGCUCCCGCUCGAAAGGCACUCGACGACAUUGCAGCCUGGACACAAACGCCAGCUGCUCGUCGCGCAUGUCUACACGCAGCACAAAUAUUCAAAGAAAUAUCUAACCGUAAGGCAUCUGACGAUACCAUGUUUCAGUCUGUGCACGCCUUGUUCUCAGCUGCCCUCAUACUAGGAUUGUACAUCUACAUGGUGCCACGUUCUGCAGAAACACAAGCAGGCGCCACCUCAAUCGAACUAUUAGAAGACAUUGACUGGCAACAGGUCGGCACGGAGGGAUUCGCAGGCUUUAUGGAGCCACAAAGCAGCAACCCAGGCUCGAGAACAAUUGACGACCAAUCGAUAAAUUUCAUCCGUCAUGGUGGUACGAUCUAUGUCCGCGGUGUUCCGCAUCAGGGCGGUUAUCAAUCGGCGCGACGGAUAUUGUUGGAUUAUGGCGGUCUGCUCAAGGAUACGGGGAAAUGGAGCGUACGCAGGUUUAGUUAUGUGCUUCAUAUUAUGAGUGAUGUUUUGAUGGACGUCGAUUGA
Messenger RNA from Talaromyces stipitatus ATCC 10500, 2538 nucleotides. RefSeq names its product C2H2 transcription factor, putative. Gene Ontology annotation, molecular function: RNA polymerase II cis-regulatory region sequence-specific DNA binding; DNA-binding transcription factor activity, RNA polymerase II-specific; zinc ion binding. The record is from RefSeq and is a predicted model, not a curated record. Gene Ontology annotation, biological process: regulation of transcription by RNA polymerase II; DNA-templated transcription. Bases 1 to 2538 code for a protein of 845 amino acids. NCBI's taxonomy places the organism in Eukaryota, Fungi, Ascomycota, Eurotiomycetes, Eurotiales, Trichocomaceae. The transcript has 7 exons. Gene Ontology annotation, cellular component: chromatin.